GUUGCCAGGUAACAUUGCAACAUCGUCAGGGAGUGUUAUGGCGAAAUCUUUGGGUAUAACUGCAGGCAUUAAUGACUAACGUGGUCAGCAGAUGAUAACCCUGUAGUUGUUUCCCAGAGGAUUUUGUCAGGCUGAUAGCUACACAUCACAAGACUGGGGGAGGUGCCUUUGAAAGCAGCACUUGAAAGGCCGAUAAGAAAAACCUGUAGAGCAGGAAGGAGAGUCUUCUGCACUUGAUCAGAUGGGAUUUAUUUGUGUGCUUGUUUGAGAUCUAAAAGUUUUGUAGCUUUUAUGUCAUUUUUCCAGGAAACAAGCAACCCCCCCCCCCCACAAGAAAAACCUUUGUACUGUGUACACAGUGACUGAAGCAGUCUGUAUCACCAACUGAUUUGUAAGUUAUUCACUUUCACGACCAGAUUUGAAUGUUUGGCUUGUUUGAAGGAUGUCAAAUUAAAGAUGUGAUGACCUGAUGGAAGGAAAGCAUAGCAGAGCAGUCAAGGGGGUGUGGCUUCACCGGCUUCAUGACAGGUAGACACGGGGAGGAGCUGAGUCACCUGUGCAGGGCUGGCAGUCAGGGCACAGGGAACAGUACACCUGUUGCACUUCCCGGGCUCUCUCCCUCUUCCCUUCUUUUCUGCUUCUCUGGUCCGAGGGCACAGCGGGCAGCCUCGGACAACAUGGAUCCCAGGGAGGUCAACGGGCGUGAAAAGGACAGGGAUAAAGUGACCAAAAGGAAGAACCGACUUGUGCUGUGGCGUACCUUGGAGAGGAGGAAAACGGACACUAUUGUAACUGAUGACAAGGCCAAGGAUGACAUCAACCUGGGGACGCUGGUGAGGAGAAGUCAGUCUGACAAGACAGAGUACAGCGCCAAAAUUAAAGAAAAACUGAUGCCCCAUGAGCUGUCCACGCCCCUCUCUCCAAUUCUGGACCCAGAAGAAGUCCGUGUGAGAAAGAUGAACCGCAGGGCGAAGGUUAUCAAGGAACUUGUGCAGACUGAAAAAGACUACCUCACUGACUUGGAAUUGUGUAUUAGAGAGGUGGUCCAACCACUCAGAAACAUGCAGGUUUUAGAUGUAGACCGAUUGUUCACCAACAUGGAGACCGUGUGUGAAGUUUCUGCAGAACUUCUGCAGAGACUGCAUGAUGCAAUGGCGGACCCUGAUCCCGAGGCUGUUGUCAUUGGCGAAGUAUUCAUUCAAGCAAAGGCAGCUUUAGAAGAUGUGUAUAAGAUUUACUGUUACCACCACGAUGAUGCUAACAUGUCUCUGAAAGCCUAUGAGAAGGAUGAACAAAUAAAACAACAUUUCAUUGCAUGUGUAUUAGCGCUAAAGAAAAUAUAUGAUCGAGAAGGAAAAGCCAACUUGUUGGACAUGGGCUCUCUGCUCAUCAAACCAGUGCAGCGGGUCAUGAAGUAUCCGCUGCUGCUGGGAGAGCUGUGGCAGGCCACGCCCGAAGACCACCCCGACCAUCAGCCCCUGCAGGAGGCGUUCACCGCUGCUAAGAUCAUAAACAUCAACAUAAAUGAGUUCAGGAGGCGCAAAGACAUAGUUAUGAAGUACAAGAGGUUAGAAGAUGAAGGGACUCUGAGGGGGAAGCUGACCAAGUUGAACAUCCACUCUAUUCGGAAGAAGGGAGAUAGGUUUGCUGGUUAUCUUAAGAUUCUCACCGGAGUUGAACCACAGGUGAGAGAUGAAGUAUUCGACAGAGAGGAGAAGCUUUUUAGAGGUCUGGGGAAAGCUGUGAGGCAGCUGGUCAAGAAUAUUCACUGUUACAUGCAAUUCACACAGGAAAUGGUGUCAGUAGCUGUUCAGAAUGUGAAGGACAUGGAGACCGUUAUCAAAGAUCCAAACAAAACUGACACAAAUGGUUCAUCCCACAAGAACGGGAAUGAUCCAUACAAACUGUUUAAGGACAGAAUGGAGAAGCUGGUCUUGGUGCCCCUGUCUGCCCUCCAGGGCAUGUUCACAGCUCCUCAGAAGCUCAUCCAGAAGCGUUACGAUAAACUGUUAGAUUACUGCUGUCGCCUUGAGCGCUCGUCUUCAUCAUCCACCGCUGCAUCCUCAAUGUCACCUGGGCCCGAGGACCCGUCUGAUCCUGCCAGGAGGGACUACGAAGCUCUCAACGCUCUGCUCGUGGAGGAAUUGCAGCACUUCAACCUGGCUGCUUACACCAUCCUGAACAACAGUGUGGUGUGUCUGGUGGCGCUCCUCAAGGAGCUGAUGGGAAAUGCACUGGUCGAUGCUCCGUCGCUCCAACAGCUACCUCCUCCGCUGUCCAACAUGGUGGACGUUCAGAACAGCAUCAUGGAUAAGCUGAACAAUCUGACCUUCGUAAAGGACAAUGCACAGAAGCUAAUGGAGCGAAAAGUCAGCUUUGAGAGACAACGAGAGAAGAAAUCAACUGUGCCAGAGGUGCAGCAUCAGACAGAGGAACAGCGUGCUCUGCUGCUGGCAGAAUACCCAGUGAGCCGUCUCUACCAGCUAAAAAGGAAAUGCAAUGGCUGCCAGGAGCAGGACCUCAGCCUGCUGGAGGGGGAGCUGGUGGCCCUGCUGGAGGACACAGACCCCAUAGGAAGCAGCAGCCGCUGGCUGGUGCACACAGGAGGUGAACAAGGCUACGUUUACUCUACAUUCCUGAAACAAUACAACCCUCAGAGGGACUCGCAGCGAGCGGCCCAGAAAGCUCAGGAGCAGCAGCAGCAGCCGCCCGCCGUGGCAGACGACGACUUUGACGACCUUAGUCUGUUCGUGUCAGGCAGUGGCAGCAGCAGCCUGCACAGCUUCAAACUCAACACCACCGACAGCAGCUCCAUCCUGUCUGGCCUGCCGGGGGAGCUGGAGGCGGCUGACGACCUGGAGGAUCCUCCGGAGACAGAAGCUCAGCAGUUUUAUGCCGUGUACGCGUUCCAAGCCCGCUGCGCCCAGGAGCUGACCUUGCAGGAGUACCAGCAUGUCCGCAUCCUCCAGUUUUGUGACCUGGGGGGCAAUAAGGAGUGGUGGCUAGCAGAGGCUAAUGGACAAAGAGGAUAUGUCCCAGCUAACUAUCUUGGUAAAAUGUCUUACGCAUAAUCCGAGGUUUCUUCAUUCCUUCAUACUUAAAGGUAUAAAAUAUAAGGAAAAAAAGGGUCAAAGGCUUUAAAAAUGUCUUUCUUGUAUUUGGAAUUUUCUACAAACCAAUUCUUUUUCUUUCACUUUUAAACAGAAAAUCCUAAAUAUGAUUUCCCAUUCCUGAAAAUGAGUUUCUAUUUCCUAAAACAUACAUAGUGCAAAAAUAAUAUAUAUAAAUAAAAGAUGAUAGAGAGAAAUUUGCAACAAAUCAUAAAAAAACUGGAUGAAAAGUAUGUGACCACUUCCUUAAAUUGACCUUAACAAAUAUCUUUCACCUUUUGGUUGAUUGAAAAUAGUUGUAGGUGAGGUGUUUUCUGGGAAAAAUGCUGCUUCAGAGCCUUUGAAGUUAUUGGUGUCGUCUUAAUUUUAUUAAUUUCAUAGUAAAAAGUCGUCCUUUGAUGCGCCUGCUGGCAAUACACCGUUUGCUUAUUCUGUCCCCUGAUUUAUUUCCCUUAAGAACUUCAGUCUGUGAUAAAAACCACAAAACAUCAGCUCAUCUGUUGACGGGCUUCAGCCCAGACAUCUCCUCGUGUUUUACUGUGUAUUUUAUAGUGCUUCUAUUGUGUUUUAUGGACACUGAUGACGAUUAUUGAAAGUGUUCUGAGCCAACACUGAGGUUUAAAAAAACAAACAAAAGUCUUCCAAGAUGCUGAAGAAUGAAACAAUCUGUCCUUUUGAUCUUCUCUCUUGUGAAAACAUCAAUGAAUCUUUGCAGUUUCACGUUAAAAUAUAAAAGUUAGGAUCCAGGCAGCUUUAGGGAUGAACAUUAGUAAAAACCCGUUAAGUGGGACUUUUUAUUUUUUUUUUUACUUUUUGAUAUUAUUUAAGGUUUCAAUGUGUGAAACAUAAAACUCAAGAAAUGUUGUCUAUUUCUCACUGAAGUCUGUUGUUUCUAUCUUGCGUAUAUAUAAAAAAACAAGAAAUGUCACACUAAAAUAAAGAAAAUAAUAUCUAAGAUAUAUAUUAAAAGAUGGGUUUUUAAGUAAUCUAAUUACGUUGACUUUUUCCAUUAUUGGAUAAUGGGCUUCCCCAUCAUCCAAUGUGAUGAAUAACACUUGGAAUGAGUAUCGCUAAGGAUGUGGCACCUUAGCAACCAUUGGGGAACCUUUUAGAGCAGGUGUGUCCACACUUUCUGCAAAGAGGGCCAGAUUUUCUGAAUAUUUGUGUGGGCCUGAAUUCUGUGAAUCCAUAUAAUAACAUUAAAAACAAAUGAACCGUUUCAUUUUACACACUUCUAUAAUUUCUUCACAAAGAACAGAAAAAUAGAUAAAUACACAUCUAUCUAAAUUACUGUGAAUCUCCUAUUUAAAGACUAUGCACCAUUCUUUCCCAAUUAGCAUGCCUCUUCUUGAAAACAGACAGUCUCUUAAAGAAAAGGCACAGAUGUUGUAUUUCACUGAAAAAAAUACUCAAAUUUCUACUUUUUCUGAAAGUGGCGGCCCUCGUCGUCAACUUUGAAAAAAUCUUUUACAGUCGACCUUUUAGAAAUAAACCAGAGAGUGUCACAAAAGGGUCGUGUUAUAGCAUUGCUACAGGUUUAAAAUGGCUAAUUUAGCCGAUCGCAAUCAAAAAAAAAAAAAAAAAAAAAUUGUACAGCACUAGGGGGCCCUUAUUUUUGAUUUUAUGACAGGAGGCUGAGGGCCAGUGAAAAUGUUAAGAUUUGGCCCUUGGGCCAGACUUUGGACAUGCCUGCUUUAGAGAGUGAGGUAGUAGAGAGAGGCCAAACUAUCCUGAAAUCAUGAAAAAAAAAACUCUUGGAAAAAAAUGAAUGCAGCUCUGAACUUAAUAUUAAACUAUAUAUAAGGAAAAAGAUUUGCUUUUAUAAAUAAAAUUGUGAAAUAUUUUGAUAACAGAGUUCCUCUGCAAAAGUAUUUUAACGAAAUACUGAGUUUUAACAGUUUAGUGUGAAUUGUAGUUUUUGGUACUUGUUUUUGUUCUUUUUUUUUUUUUUUAAAACUUUGCUGAUGUCAAACGGCACUUUUUAAAAGCAGAUGCAAUCGGUUACCUUGUUUUUGUAUUGAAAUGGUUGAUCAUAUUUUUUGUAAGAAUGAAGCACAGGAGCUCGCCGACGCCUUUGAGCAAUAACGUGUUAAAAAAA
Oryzias melastigma (Indian medaka) is the source of this 5208-nucleotide messenger RNA. It is a transcript of the gene arhgef38, whose product is annotated as Rho guanine nucleotide exchange factor (GEF) 38. Gene Ontology annotation, molecular function: guanyl-nucleotide exchange factor activity; protein binding. Lineage: Eukaryota; Metazoa; Chordata; Actinopteri; Beloniformes; Adrianichthyidae. The transcript has 14 exons. Gene Ontology annotation, biological process: intracellular signal transduction. The record is from RefSeq and is a predicted model, not a curated record. Bases 522 to 3071 code for a protein of 849 amino acids. Gene Ontology annotation, cellular component: cytoplasm.